This is a messenger RNA of Mytilus trossulus (common blue mussel), 2077 nucleotides long. RefSeq lists its product as uncharacterized. NCBI's taxonomy places the organism in Eukaryota, Metazoa, Mollusca, Bivalvia, Mytilida, Mytilidae. Bases 540 to 2030 code for a protein of 496 amino acids. The record is from RefSeq and is a predicted model, not a curated record. Gene Ontology annotation, cellular component: membrane. The transcript has 4 exons.
ACAUCACAUCUAGGACAAUGCUUGAAGAAAACAAAUUUAAUUCGAAAAAAACGCACUGAAAUAGAAUAUAAAGAUCAACAAAUUCAUUGUUUUUAUGAUCAGUGAAUUUUCAGUUCAGGUUAAAGAAAAUUUGAUUCAUACAUUUAUACAUGUUGUAAUUGUACAUACAUAUCCGUAAAUGAGUCCACUCUGUCAAUCACCCGUAACUACAUGUUCUUAUAUCAUAGAAAUAUGUAACUUCCGUCAUACCUGACUGACUUAGGAAAAAUGAUUCAGACUAUGUUUUUAUUGAUCAUUUAUUGAUGCGUAAUACAACACACACCUAAAGAAAAAUAAAUAUUUGAAUUUCUAGGAUUUAAUAUUCUAGGAUGUGUUUAAUCCAUGAUUAUUAACGGAUUAACGAUAUAUAAUCUUAAGAUAAACGAACGGAAGUGACCGUGUAAUAUUGUCCAAGAUGGAAAUCUAAAGUUAGUUUAAGAUGUUGAUCUUUUAUCAAUGAUCAAUUUAUUACAAUUCUUUGGUUCAAAGUUGAAAGCCUGAUGUCAUCGAGCUGUGGUAACUUCUGUAAACAUGAAUUCAGAAGAUAUCAUAUUUUUUUGGAUUACGUCAGUCCGUAUGAUUUCGUCAAUUUUCAAUGUGGUUGCCACAAACUAUAUGUGUUCUGGCGUUUAUUCUGGGCAGUAUACCAUUUUGCAUGGAUUAUCCUGACAGGAGUUUAUAGUUAUCAGUGGGCUGGUGACGAUCCCAGUCAACAAGUCAAAUGGUUUAUUUAUCUGACAUACUGGGCAUAUUUUGUGUUAACUCUAUCAACAAUAAUUGAUGCUAUUUGUGUUGUAUUUAUCAGUAUCAAGAGAGAUGACAUACUGCAAGAUAUAUCCCCAAUUAUGCCGUGGUAUCUGAAAGUAGAUUGGGUGUUUUUCAAUAUAUCAAAUACUAUAAGUAUUCUGAUAUCUAUAAUGUAUUGGGGACUAAUUUAUACAGGUUCAGAAGAACUGACGUCUGUGAAUAUAGAAACACAUGCUUUGAACAUAGUAUAUGUUAUAAUUAACUUUUUCAUGACUGGAAUUCCAGUGCGUUUUUACCAUUUUCUUCAUCCAAUAGUUUUUGGUAUUAUAUACAUUGUGUUUUCCAUUAUAUAUGAAGUGUCGGGAGGAACAAAUCACCAAAACAAAUCCCAUAUUUAUUCCGUCCUAGAUUGGAGCGACACUGUCCAUACAGCGAUGAUUGCACUUCUAAUUGUAUUCGUAGCCAUUCCCAUUUGUCAUUUUACGUUGUUUCUUCUCCACCUUAUUAGACUUUUUAUGAACAAACAAUGCUGUUCAAGGCAUAAAAGGAGCUGUACAAUUGUCACUCCUGAAAAUAAAUCGUAUGGUUUAGACAAUAACAUGGAACUAAACCACAAUAAUGAAGUCAAAGUUAAUGUUUAUACAGAUGGACAAGGCAACAAUACGCACAAUUUGACAAAUCAGUCCCAAAUUCUUGUUGAUUCAAAUUAUCAGACAAUAAUAGAUGAUUCUUUAAAAACGGAUAUAGUUUCUAUGAAAACAUGGGAUGAAGAAUCAUUUGACACCUUUGACACAGAGGAUGAAACUGAAAAUGAAGAGGAAAAUGAAACACCGGUAGAUGAAACAGAUAAGGGAGACGAAACAAACGUGACAUGUGAUACCGAAAUUAAUUGUGAAAGUAUCGAAAAAGAGACGACUGUUAAAACCGAUGAUUCAAUUGAAAGAGAAAUUUGUGAUGACGUAAUAAACGUAAGAGAAUCUUGUGAUGAUAAACUUCACAAAAGAGAAAAUCGUAAUGACGAACUUCACACAAGUGAGACUUGUGAUGAUAAACUUCACAAAAGAGAAAAUUGUUAUGAAGUACUUCAUACAAGUGAAACUUGUGAUGAGGUCCUUCACAUAAGAGAAAACAAUUGUGAUGACGUAUUUCACAUAAGAGAAACUUCUAAUGACAAACAUCCCAUAAUUGAAAACAAAGGUACAGAGGUUGUUGAUGAAGAAAAUAACAUAAGAACAGAUUUGUAAACUUUGCUAAACUAUUUUUAUAAAUAAAAUGAUAAAAUAUUUAUAGA